Molecule: messenger RNA, 2408 nt
Organism: Cherax quadricarinatus
Lineage: Eukaryota; Metazoa; Arthropoda; Malacostraca; Decapoda; Parastacidae
Source: RefSeq, a predicted model, not a curated record
AGUUGGGGUUCCUCCUACAGAAACAUGGACGAGUACGAACAAUUCCUGAAGAAAAUACAAGAAGGGCUACUUCAGAAGGAAUCUGAACCAGAUGAAGUACAGCAGACAACUUCAAGAGAGAAUCUUCCCCGGCAGAAGCAGUCACAGCAGCAACAGCAGCCACAGCGAGAGCAGCAGCAGCACCAAGCAUCACAAAAGUCAGAAGUUCUUGGCUCACCUUCUUUCCAGGCUGUGUAUGAUGGUAUAUGUCAGGGUAUCCGCUCCUCCGGUACUCUAGACGACAUCAUGAAAGAUUUCCAGGCUUUAAAAACAGAUUUAGAACGGGUGAAAUAUAUCGCUGAGAUGGCUGAGAUUAAAGCAAUGACUUUGGAAGAAAAUUACGCCAAAAAGAGUGAGGAAGAUGCCAGUAACUACGAGAAGGUCUACGAGAUGCUGGUGCCUAACGAGGCGUCUGCCAGCAAGGCUCUGGAGGUGAUGAAGAAAUGUGUUCAGAAGACUCCCGUGGCAGACACUACUAACCUCGCUCUCAGGUACAUGAAGAGAGCCUGGGCUUCUCUCCUCUUAGAACAUUUUGAUGAUGCAAAAGUUGAUGCCAAGAGGAGUUUAUCGUUGAACUGUCCCGAGGACCUACUAUGGAACUCAUUUGAGAUCUUAGGUUAUUGUAGCGCUAGGAUACAAGACAACAAGGCAGCAGAACACUACUUCCAAAAAGCCUUGGAAAACCUGCGUAAAAGUACCGUGGUUAACGAAAUCAAAGCAACAGUUGCUGGGAGGAUAAUGAUUGUCUUUAAGACGGUAAAGGCAAAGAAAAAUAAAAAGGUCUCGAAGGAAGAGGAAGAGAGAGUGAAGAAGCGUAUACCUCAAGUGUCUCAUGGACCUCAUGAGGCCUUCCCCAGUGCAUCAUCUGCACUUGACUUUCUCAUUACAGAAGACAGAGGUCGCUGUACCAUAGCCAAGAAAGACAUCAAGCCAGGUGACAUCUUGAUGGUGGAUACUCCAUACUGCACCAUGCUCAACCCAGAGUCUUUGAGUACCCACUGUUACCACUGUUAUACCCGCUGCCCCACACCCGUACCCUGCACGUCUUGUGCCAAGGUGUGGUACUGCAGCGAGGAGUGCCAGGUAGCAUCCUGGGGAGGACUGCACGCCUCUGAGUGCACCGUCCUCAACCAUCUCAUGGAUCCAGGUAUAGGCAAGAUGGCUCUGCUGGCCUACAGAGUGAUGACAACGAUAAAAUGGAGAGGACUGCAGAAGUGGCGACGACAGAUAGAGAACUUGGUGGAGGCCGAUGUGGUGGAGGGUGAGGAAUUUUAUAUGGAGGAACAGUCUUUAGGAGAGGCUAAACAUGAAACUUUCCCGGGGAAGCCCUUCACAUGGGAGGGGAAGUACAAUCCUCGCGACUACAGAACCGUUCUCCGCUUAAUAACCAACUCCACUAAGAGGACGUUCGGUGACAUGUUCAAGCGAGCGAUUACUGCAGUAUAUCUGGCUCACUGCCUGAGACUUACAGGCUAUUUUGGCCCAGAUGAUAACGAGGACAAUAUAAUAUUUGCCGCAAGUCUUUUACUCAGGCACUUACAAGGAGGUUCUUGCAAUGCGUAUGAAAUCAGUGAGUUUGAUGUUGGUUCUGAGGGUAUUGCUAGUACAAAGAUGAUUGAGGUGGGUGGAGCUCUGUACACCACCAUCUCCCUCACCAACCACUCCUGUGUCAGUAACACCACUCGUUACAGUGUGGGUGAUAAGUGUGUACUGAGGGCUACCAGGUCCAUUUCUCGGGUAGUGAAGUUUUCGAUAAUUACGGUUUCCAUUUUUUAUUCGGUCACUGUUAACGAACGUCAAGAAGCUCUGUUUAACCAAUAUAAAUUUAAAUGUAUGUGUGAGGCGUGUAAAUGGGCAUGGCCGUUGUAUCCACAUCACCCGGCCGAGACCCUCAUCUUCAGGUGUCCAGCACCCUCCUGUGGUGGCCCCUGCUGCUACUCCAGCAGCAGCCGCUCCAAGUGUAACAUGUGUGGCAACCAACAGCAGUAUACCAAGUUCGUACAAGAAUUAGAGCUACAGUUAAGCAGCUACAGAGAUGCACUAGACAAGUUGAGAAAUGACGACCCGUCGUCUGCGCUGCCUAUCCUAUUGGCCCAUCAAGCCUUCCUGGACCGGCAUGUUGUAGAGCCCGUGAAACACUACACGGACAUACAAGAGGCUACCAAGCAGUGCUACAACUACUUGGAAAUAUCCAUCAACUUCGGCAGACCACACCCUGGCCCAGCCACAGUAACGUCCACCACCUAAGCUGAAGGCGGCGCCCAGGAAGGUUGUCAUGCAUCAAUAGUUCCCAGACUCGAGGCUCCAUCAUACAACCAUUGUAAGAUGUUUGCUCACAAUUCAAGUCAUCCCGGCUACAGGUAAUUCUU